GCAAAAAUUGCCGCCAUAGAUCAAGAACGACCUUUCUCCGCCGUCCUGACGGAUAACUUUUCAAGGCAACAUACCUAUCUCCGGAUCUCACUUACAGAAAAAUGCAACCUUCGAUGUACAUACUGCAUGCCCGCCGAGGGAAUAGAUCUGUCACCCAAGGACGAUAUUCUGACCACGCCCGAGAUCAUUCGUCUUGCUCGCUUGUUCGUCAAAGAGGGAGUGACCAAGAUUCGACUCACUGGAGGUGAACCCACCGUGAGAAAGGAUAUUAAUGAACUCGUUGAACAACUGGGUGAGCUGCAACCAUUGGGACUCAAGACCAUUGCGAUGACAUCUAAUGGCAUCGCACUCAAGCGCAAGCUGCCAUCGCUGGUCUCGAGCGGCUUGAACCUACUCAACCUCAGUCUGGAUACCCUGGAUCGGUUCAAAUUCGAGCUGAUGACCCGUAGAAAGGGGUUUGAGAGAGUCAUAGAGACGAUCGAUGAUGCCCUGGCCCUGGGACUGGAGCCCGUCAAGGUCAACUGUGUGGUCAUGCGUGGGACGAAUGACAAGGAGGUACUGGACUUUGUGGAGUUCACACGGAACAAGAAGGUCGAUGUCCGGUUCAUCGAAUACAUGCCCUUUGGAGGUAACAAGUGGAAAGAGAAUAAGCUGGUACCAUAUCAGGAGCUGAUCGACAAUAUCCAGACUGUCCAUCCGACGUUCAAAAAGCUGAUUGAUGACCCGAAUGACACGUCCAAAGCAUACCACGUCCCAGGAUUUGCGGGGCAGGUUGGGUUCAUUACCUCGAUGUCGGAUCAUUUCUGUGGGACCUGUAACCGUCUUCGGAUCACAGCGGACGGGAAUUUGAAGGUGUGCUUGUUCGGGAACACGGAAGUGUCGUUAAGGGAUAUGAUGCGCCAGGGCAAGACGGAUGAGGAGCUGAGGGAGGUGAUUGAAUUGGCGGUGAAGAACAAGAAGAAGCAGCAUGCGGGUAUGUCGAACCUUGUUCAUAUGAAGAACCGGCCCAUGAUUUUGAUCGGUGGAUGA
Molecule: messenger RNA, 1029 nt
Organism: Gamsiella multidivaricata
Lineage: Eukaryota; Fungi; Mortierellomycota; Mortierellomycetes; Mortierellales; Mortierellaceae
Exons: 4
Biological process (GO): Mo-molybdopterin cofactor biosynthetic process
Molecular function (GO): metal ion binding; GTP 3',8'-cyclase activity; cyclic pyranopterin monophosphate synthase activity
Source: RefSeq, a predicted model, not a curated record